Molecule: messenger RNA, 1317 nt
Organism: Penicillium nucicola
Lineage: Eukaryota; Fungi; Ascomycota; Eurotiomycetes; Eurotiales; Aspergillaceae
Product: O-acetylhomoserine aminocarboxypropyltransferase/cysteine synthase family protein
Exons: 4
Coding region: 1-1317 (438 amino acids)
Biological process (GO): transsulfuration
Molecular function (GO): pyridoxal phosphate binding; transferase activity, transferring alkyl or aryl (other than methyl) groups
Source: RefSeq, a predicted model, not a curated record
AUGUCCGACCCCCAAAACCAUCACUUUGACACGCUACAGCUGCACGCCGGCCAUGAGCCGGACCCAACUACAAACUCUCGUGCAGUCCCAAUCUACGCCACCAGCUCGUAUGUCUUCAACGACUCUGCGCACGGCGCACGGCUAUUUGGUCUCAAAGAGUUCGGCAACAUCUACAGCCGCAUCAUGAACCCAACAGUAGAUGUAUUUGAAAAGCGUAUUGCAGCCUUGGAAGGGGGUGUCGCCGCCGUUGCAGCCUCAUCUGGCCAAGCAGCGCAAUUCAUGGCCAUCUCGGCCCUAGCCCAUGCCGGCGACAACAUUGUCUCAACUAGCAACUUGUAUGGUGGCACCUAUAACCAAUUCAAGGUCAUGUUCCCGCGCCUUGGUAUAAACACCAAAUUCGUCCAGGGCGAUAAGCCCGAAGAUAUUGCAGCUGCGAUUGAUGACCGCACGAAGGCUGUCUUCCUCGAAAGCAUCGGAAAUCCGCGUUACAAUGUCCCCGAUCUCGAGGCAAUCGCCAAACUGGCACAUGAAAAGGGCGUCCCUGUCGUGGUAGACAACACGUUCGGCGCAGGCGGCUACUUCAUCCGCCCAAUCGACCACGGCGCCGACAUAGUCGUGCACAGCGCAACGAAGUGGAUUGGCGGCCACGGCACCACCAUCGCGGGCGUGGUAAUCGACAGCGGUAAGUUCGACUGGGGCAAGAAUGGCGCCAGAUUCCCACAGUUCAUCGAGCCCUCAGAGGGCUACCAUGGACUAAAGUUCUGGGAGACCUUUGGCUCUAUCGCAUAUGCCAUCCGGGUGCGUGUCGAGAUUCUACGAGAUCUUGGAUCAGCCUUGAACCCAUUUGCAGCGCAGCAGCUCAUCUUGGGCAUUGAGACACUCAGUCUGCGGUGUGAGCGGCACGCUAGCAAUGCAAUUGCCCUGGCUCAAUGGCUUCAGACGAACGAGAACGUUAGCUGGGUUUCGUAUCCUGGGUUGGAAAGCCAUCCCAACCAUGAUCUCGCCAAGAAGUAUCUGAAGCGUGGCUUUGGGGGAGUUUUGUCUGUUGGUAUCAAGGGUGGUGCGGCUGCUGGUGCACAGGUUGUUGAUAAUUUCAAGCUGAUUUCUAAUCUUGCUAAUGUUGGUGAUUCCAAGACCCUUGCUAUCCAUCCGUGGUCUACAACCCAUGAGCAGCUGUCAGAGCAGGAGCGUCGUGACUCUGGGGUUACAGAGGAUGGUAUUCGUAUCUCGGUUGGCACGGAGUAUAUUGACGACAUCAUUGCCGACUUUGAGCAGUCAUUCCGCGCUUCCAAGGCCGUCCCAGAUCGAAGUGCGUAA